Molecule: messenger RNA, 240 nt
Organism: Penicillium oxalicum
Lineage: Eukaryota; Fungi; Ascomycota; Eurotiomycetes; Eurotiales; Aspergillaceae
Exons: 1
Coding region: 1-240 (79 amino acids)
Source: RefSeq, a predicted model, not a curated record
AUGGAUACAAGAAACCUCAUUCAUCAGCCGCAUACAAACUCGAUAGCUAGAGUCCAGGCCCGUCAUAUAUCAUCGCGUACUCCAGUCCAAAAUGGUGCACCAGCUUUGCAAGAGAAUAUCAUGCCGAUACAACCAGAUCAACAAGCGCCGUCGCUCUGGAAAAGUCUGGGCAGAGAUAGCCCAGUCAUCCAUAUCUGGAUGUGGCUGUGGGAAUGGGCGUCACUCUUUGUAUUUGUCUGA